UUUCUCAUUCACUCUCCAUCUCCUCCUCCUCUCCCUUCAUAUUCUCUCCGUCUGGGAAAAAAAAAAUGGUGGAUCUCGAAAGAAGAGUGUGUUGCAUGUGUGGUGAUGUUGGUUUCUUCGACAAGCUCUUUCACUGCUCCAAGUGCCUUCAUCGCUUUCAACACUCGUACUGUAGUAGCUAUUACAGAGAGCAAGAUGAUCCAAUCAAGAUCUGCGAUUGGUGUCAGUGUGAAGCAAAGAGUCGAACCGGAGCAAAACACGGUCUUAAUGGUGGAUCCAGUACUACUAAGAGAUCCUACCGCUCGGAAUACUCUUCAGCCCACCAAAUCAAACAGCAAGAGAUCAACCAAACCACUGGUAGUAGUAGUAACACUAUUCCUCCAGCAGCGGACAAGGGUAAAACCGGCGUGCCUUCUCCUAGACCAGCCACUCGCAGGUACAAGCUUCUCAAGGAUGUUAUGUGUUAGGAUCCAUGUUUCUCAUAUUUAAGAGUAACAACAACAACAACAACAACAACAAAACAGUUUUAAUCUUAUGGAGAGUUAAGUAGGAUUUGGGAUAAUAAGACACAUGUAUGUAUGUAAGAUAUAUAUAUAUAACUAGCUAGGGUUAUAUUAUAUAGAUGUUUUUAUGGUUUGAGAAGCAAUGUAAUUUACCUGCGGAUCGGAGUUUUAUAUAUAUGUCAUAGUUAUGCUGUGCUAGAGUGCUCUAGUGUUUGAAAUAAAUUAAGUAUGUUUAUGACAACAGAAAUCUUCUCUUUGGUUGAAUGAUUAUUUUUGAGCUUAUUUUUAUCA
This is a messenger RNA of Capsella rubella, 794 nucleotides long. RefSeq lists its product as uncharacterized. The record is from RefSeq and is a predicted model, not a curated record. The transcript has 2 exons. Lineage: Eukaryota; Viridiplantae; Streptophyta; Magnoliopsida; Brassicales; Brassicaceae. The coding region runs from base 66 to 467 and encodes 133 amino acids.